UGGCCGGGGUUUGGAUCUGGGUCUGGGUCUGGGUCUCGGUCUAGGUGCGGCCUUGGUUGCACAUUGACGUGCUACUGCUUUGUGCGGUCAAACACCGUACUACAUACCAAGCGAGAUAUCGACCUGUGCUCUUUGCGAUGUCGGCUACGGCGGCUGUGCCGUGUGAGAAGAUGCACAGGAAUCUACCGAAUAAUAUUGAGAUGUUAUAGUACGAUACGGGGGGAUGCCUUGGUUGACAGAUGUGGCUGCAGCAGGAUUUCUUUUGAGGAGGAUAAUAGCGAAUAA
Pyricularia pennisetigena is the source of this 285-nucleotide messenger RNA. RefSeq lists its product as uncharacterized. The annotation marks the transcript as partial. NCBI's taxonomy places the organism in Eukaryota, Fungi, Ascomycota, Sordariomycetes, Magnaporthales, Pyriculariaceae. The transcript has 2 exons. The record is from RefSeq and is a predicted model, not a curated record.